Messenger RNA from Heterocephalus glaber (naked mole-rat), 6626 nucleotides. RefSeq names its product gremlin 1, DAN family BMP antagonist (gene Grem1). Gene Ontology annotation, biological process: animal organ morphogenesis. The record is from RefSeq and is a predicted model, not a curated record. Gene Ontology annotation, molecular function: receptor ligand activity; BMP binding. NCBI's taxonomy places the organism in Eukaryota, Metazoa, Chordata, Mammalia, Rodentia, Bathyergidae.
CACUCGGUGCGCCCUUCGCGGAUCGGGCGACCCAGUGAGCGGCGGUAGCUUCCCUUUCAGUCCCGCCGACCCGGCGCCGAGCCGAAUCGGCUCUGGCCGCGGCGAGAGCGCAGAUCCCGAAGACCCACCUCACUGACAGUAUGAGCCGCACCGCCUACACUGUGGGAGCUUUGCUUCUCCUCUUGGGGACCCUGCUGCCCGCUGCUGAAGGGAAAAAGAAAGGGUCUCAAGGUGCCAUCCCCCCGCCAGACAAGGCCCAGCACAACGACUCGGAGCAGACUCAGCCACCACAGCAGCCCGGCUCCAGGACCCGCGGGAGAGGCCAAGGGCGAGGCACAGCCAUGCCCGGCGAGGAGGUGCUGGAGUCCAGCCAGGAGGCCCUGCAUGUGACUGAACGCAAGUACCUGAAGCGAGACUGGUGCAAGACCCAGCCACUGAAGCAGACCAUCCACGAGGACGGCUGCCACAGCCGCACCAUUAUCAACCGCUUCUGCUACGGCCAGUGCAACUCCUUUUACAUCCCCAGGCACAUCCGGAAGGAGGAGGGCUCCUUUCAGUCCUGCUCUUUCUGCAAGCCCAAGAAAUUCACCACCAUGAUGGUCACACUCAACUGUCCCGAACUGCAGCCUCCCACCAAGAAGAAGCGGGUCACGCGUGUGAAGCAGUGUCGUUGCAUAUCCAUCGAUUUGGAUUAAAUAAACACACCCACCCUGUCCUGGGGACACAGCCCAGAGCAGCCUAGAGCCAGAUCCAAACACCCUGAUUCCCACUCUGCUUAAACCUAGAGGCCAGAAGAACCAGCAGCUGCCUCCUGGCAGGAGUCUGCUUGUGCAUAGUGUGUGUGUAUGUAUGUGUGCGUGUGCGCAUGCAUGAGUGCAUGUGGACGAUCUUAGACACCAGAGGAAACCGUCUCUGAGAGAGGGCACUCUGUUACACUUUGCUUCAUACCAGAAGGGCAGAAAUGCCCACAGCACCCCCAUUCACACGCACAGGGGGGAGGCUGUGGUUGGGAUCUGCUAUUGUCUUUCCUGUGCCCUCCAGGGGACCAGGAUCUUCCUUCAGAACGAAUGUCAAUGGCACAGGCCACUCUGAGGGCAAGAAGAGACCUGUGUGCCUGCUGCAUUCAACUCGGAAACUUUAACCUGUUCUUGCUUCCUCCCUUACUUUUCCCUGCCAUAGUCUAUCCCUAGGCUCUCAGUGACCAUUUUGUCUCAUCCCAGUUCUGCCAGGGUUCCUAAAUUAAUUCACUUGACCAUGGAUAUGAAUGUUUUCGAUCUUGACCCUCUAGACCGGGGGAGGCAGGGCACUGAUGUGAUAAAGGACAAGCAAGACAGAAAUGUGACAAAGGCAGAGUUGAGAGGACCAGUCAGGGUCAGGAAAAUUCAGCAGGGAGGUAUACAGAGACUUGAGAGGCCCACUGCAAAACAUCGUGGGACCUAUGCUUCAACAAAAGGGUUUUCUUGAUAGUUAAGAAAAUCCAAGUGAAUGUGUGAGAAAUAAAAUUGCCAAAAGUCAUUAACUUCGGCUGUCACAGAUCUCCUGAAACUAACCGUAACCCAACACUAAUCAUAGAACUUAAAUAUCGACCACUGCUAUUUUUAGAACCAAGUAAUGAGUUAAACCAAAAGAGCUUCUCCUGUACACAAAGAUAAGAAAGAAACAAGAACCUCAUAAGCUGAGGUCCUGAUAGCUUCUCUUUUUCUUGGUUAUAAUCACCUUUCCCCAGUUCAUUAUUUCUGCAUAAUAUUUCUUAGAGCCACAUCCAUGUAUCAUAAAAACUUUUGCCUCUGCUGAGUGUACCUGACAAGGAUACUCUGAGAUGAGAGGGUUCACCUGGCUCAGUUUAGUGAUUUUUUUCGUUUUGCUAUUGUUAGUUUGAUCCAGAGAGAAGAGAGAGUAAAGAAGUAAUGGGGAUUUCAUCUCACUAAGUAGUGGCUGUCUCUUAAUAUCUGGAAUAAGAUACGGAGAUGUGAGUUCCCUUUCUCCCUUUCUCCCUUUGCUCCCUGAAGGUCUAUAGGGGAAUCCCAUUGAGUGCUGGGUAUGUUAGCUGUCCAUGUUCAACCAGGGUGUAGAAGGACAUCGCAUCUAUUCUGUGCCUACUGGAGAUGCUAUCCUCUGAUUAAACUCCGGCUCCUUGCUAUUCCCAUUUAGAAUUUAUCUAAUGGCCAAAGUGCAAGGUGGGUGAACCUUAUUGCAGUCUGGAUUUGGCUAAGCUGUUCUCUUCAAGCCCAAGGUUCUAUAUGUAAAUGGCUCAAGUACUUUUUAAAUUUUUCCCUUUAUCUUCUCAGCUUGCUUUAUCUUUACUAGCAAAGUCAUGUGUCUCUUGGAAAACAAACAUCCCAGAUUUAGGCUUCAGUUGCCCAUCGAGGCUCCAGCUUUCAAAGAACCAUUGCAAUUACUACUUUUCUUUUUGGUUUUGUUUUGGUCUAGUCCUCUCCCAUCUGACAACUAGACAGGAACCCUGCUUUAAGACAGAGGUUAUCUUGAACACCCCAAAUGGAUCUCUUUUUAAAACUUUUAAAUUCACUACUGAUGAUUCUACACUAGGUGAAUUUGUGCAAACACUCUGUGCAUUUUGUAUACACUGUACGACCCUGCCCUGAAUCUUACUGUCACCCACAUCCUUCAGCAAUAAAGCACAGAAUGGAUUUAAUUAAGCACACAAAUAUAAAGGCAGAAUUUUGAAGGUGGGCGGGGGGAGGAAAGGCAAGGAGAAGAAGCUAAAAGUGUAAAAUCAUACCAGAGAGGAAAAAUGACAUUGAGAACCAGCAAACACUGAGUUUGUCUUCUUGUAAUUCUGCCGCAAGCAUGCAAUUUUGUUAAAAAGAGUUGACUUUAGCUGGCAGAAGCAAUCUUCUUUUAGAAGCUUGUACCAUGGACUUGCAUUAAGUCAGAUUUGGCUGAAGUGUAGAGAAUUUCUUCAAAAUUAACUUCACUUGAAUAAUCAGCAGCAUAAAAACCCUGAAAGCACAGCACCAGCCAAAGAGGGAGAUGUCUGCUUUUCUUACUGUGCCUAUAUUAAGACUAGCACAAGUGUGGCGUGUCUUCCACCAUUUAUUGAAAAUGCCAUAUCUGUUACUUACUUUAUUGGAGUCACUGAUGAUGUAGUAGCAUAUAUAUUUUUUCAUUAUUACAGUAGAAUUUUUUAAUGGAAAGAUAGAUGUGAUCUUGGUCUUACCUAUUAAAAUAAUGCCAAACACUAAAUACAAAUUCUAUGAUGUACACUUUGUGCUUGGCAUUAAAAGAGAAAAACACAUCCUGUAAACUGUAAGUUGUUUUUUGUUACUGUAGUGCUUCAAAGUUAAAAGUUGUAAUGAAAAAUCUGGAGGAAAGGAUAAUUUCCACUGUGUGGAAUGUGAAUAGUUAAACAAAAGUUAUGGUUAUUUAAUGUAAUUAUUAAUUCGAAUCCUUUGGUCACUGUGAUUUCAACCAUUUUUGUUGCCUUUAUGUGACUUCUUCUGAAGUGGACAAAGAAGCUGGCACAUUGUAUGUUGUUGGAGACUUCGGUCAGGUCAGAGGGAAUCACAAUCUUGACACAUAAAAAGUUGUGUUAGAGUCAAGAACUGACCUUUUGUUUCUUUUAAUUGAAUGUUCCUUAAAGGUUAACAUUUUAAAGCAAUAUUAAGAAAGACUUUUAAGUGUUAUUUUGGGAGACGUACGAUGUGUGUACAAAGAGCAGAUAAAGGUGGACAGUUCACCAAUAGAGUCCUUUUAAGGAGGAAAAGUAAAAUGAAAAAUGCAUGGACAGAACUCUUCUAAAUGACCCUUUGACGCUUAACAGUGAAAGUAGUUCUAUUGAUUGUCAUUCCUCAAGAUAUUUAAUAUCAUCUGCAUGGCGAAUCAUGUUUGCUUCACUCAUUUAAAAAGAACAAAAGAUUAUAUACACUAUGAUCUAAAUGCCUUGUGUAUGAGGGUGAAAGGGGAUUUAAUAGUUUCAUAAAAGUUAAUUUGGCAUCAAGUUUUAUGAAUCUGUAACUACAAUUUAAUUUUCACCCCAAUAAUGUUUAUAUAACCUUUGCCAAAGAGCAACCAAUAAAUUAAGUCUCUUCUUUGUGUGUGUGUGUGUGUGUGUGUGUGUGUGUGUGUGUUUGCUUUAUCUUGUGGGAAGGGAGGUGGAAAUGAGGUCCCGUUUGAUUUUCACAGGAUAUCUCAGGCUGUGGCAGUUAGAGGCAAGAGAACGCUGGCCUGCACUGGAAAGUACCAGCCUCCUCCCCAGAGCAUAGCUAGAACAAAGAGCAGAGGGAACUGUGAGGGAGUAUUUCAGAUAGUGGAAGGGUUGUCACGUGGAAAUGGUUAUAGCUUUAUUUCAGGGUGUUUUAGAGAAAAAAACAGGAGAAAAAUUUGGGGUCCAGUAGAAGGAAGAGCUUUCUAGUAAGCAGAGUGAUCGAGCAAUAUCAUGAGCUGCUUUUGAGAUGGUAAACUUCUUGUUGUUGGAAACAUUUUAAACAUGCUAGAUAUCACUGCAGAAGAAUAUAAGGUAAAGUGAAUUAUUGUCCUACAUAUACAAUUGUAGUGGAUUUUUGAGCUCUCUUCUCUCUUGCCCAUACAAUUUUAUAAGGUAUUGGUACUCUAACAAUAAAAACAAUCCCAGCAAUUGUGUAUGAAGUGCUCAUGUAGCACACCAUGCUAAAAGUUUAAUUUGAAUUUUUCUCACAUAAUUCUCAGGACAACUCAAUGAAGUAGCUACCAUUAUUAUCACUGCUAGAAAGCAAUGAAUUCAUAUGGCCUUAUGCAGCAACUGGGCCCUUAAGUACUAUGUAAAAUUAUAAGAUUUUCAACAUUAUGCACAAUGGAAUUCUAUAAAGAAGGGUCAAUUUGAGUCAUUUGCAGCAAAAUGCAUGCACCUUGAGUCCAUAAUGUUAAGUGAAAUAAAUCAGGCAAGCUUAAAUAUCACAUGGUUUCUCUUAUACGAUAAACCCAAAGUGUAAAUAAUUUAAAGAGAAAAGUAAAGAACAGAUAAUAGGAAACAGGAAGAUACACUUUUUGCAAAUGAAAUGGGGCUCUAGAGAUGAAUGGAAGGGGUAGGGAAGGGAGAGGAAGGGUAAGUAAAAAGAAUUAACAUGUGUUAUGUACAUGUGCCAACUCCCCAUGAUGAAAAUAAUCAUUCUGUACAGCAAACGUGUACUAAAAAUGAUAGAAAAUAGACAUGUAAGAACAGAUUUGUCUAUUGACUAUUCACAUUCAAUAAUUAAGGCCAUUCUGAGGCUGCAGUUGGCACUGUCAGGAGCCCAAGCUCCAGAAACAUUCAGGCAAAGGCUCUUUGCCACUUCUUUUGGUUAUGGCCUCCUUGAAUUUCGAGGGGAAAAGUGGAAGAAAAUAUCAAAGGGACAAUGGUGACAGAAAAACCACACCCAGUAAAUAACUUCUGAUUAAGGAUUGAAAGGCAAGUAGAACUUGACACCACAUCGAAGGUAUUCCAGCCUCAAAUACCAAAACAAACAAACAAAAACAAACAGGCAUCUAGGAAGAUAUCAGCAAAAAUGCUGAGUGAGGGCCUGUCUUUGAAAAUUCUCUCUGUGAAGCUACUGAGAACCUGGUAGAAAUAGAUUCAGCUUCCCUUUUGAAUUCUGGAAAUUAACUGAAGACUUGCAACAAUCUAGAGAGGAAUUAGUCAAGGAAAAGACUGAAGACUUGUCCUUCUCUCCCCUCUCCUGCUUCGCAGUAGUUAAACCAAUGUACUAAAAACAUAGUGAAAGCCAGCAGUCUGGAAGUUACUGGUGCAGCAUGGGAUUGGAGUUCUUUCAAAGUCACAUUCUCAAAGAAUUGUCAUUAUUUAACCUGUUUGACAGGCCUAGAGAAUACAUUUGAAGGAUAUCUUUAUUCGACCCAAUUAGAAGUUCCUCGGUGUGAAAAAGACCUUCUUGAAACGGUUAGAGGUAACUGUCUUUGUAGGGGCCUGAGUUAGUGGAUAACAUCUGAGGACAGCAAUAGGCUAAGCAGAAAGCACAAUGGGAAACAUCUGGGAAUGAGACUUCCAUAGGGGCUUUGCAAAGCUCCAACACGUUACAAGGAAUCUAGAAAGCCAAAUGCAUUCAUAGGUCUGUCUGCAUGCCUACAACUGUUCAGUGGUUCAGAAAGACCCGAAAAGGUCUUAAGAUCUCACUUCAGGCUGACCUUGAGACCCUGCAUAAGCAGAAAGUGAAGGCUAAGACAGAGCUAUCAAGCUCCUGGCUGAGUGUUGAAGGUCUUCCUCAACAUCCACGUAGAGCACCUUGGCAAAGACUAGUUGAUUCAGGUGUUUAAGAAGAUCACUAUUAGCUAACAACUGCACUAAACAAGCAGAGACCUCAGUGGUGAAACACAAUAAAAAAUAUAAAUUUUGCAGAAUUAGAUCAAAAAAGUCACCAAACAGAAAUCUUAAGAAGCAGCAAAAAUAAAACUUUCAGGAGAGUAAGAAAGACUGAUUUCAAGGAAGUGUCAUUUUAUCUUACUUAAAAUGUCCAGUUUUCCUUAAAACAUGAGACAUGAAGAAACAAGAAAGUAUAGCCCAUUUAUAGGAACAAAAGGCAAAUGAGGAAACUGUCUUAAAAGAAAUACAGACAUCAGACUUACAAGACAAGGACUGUAACUAAGUUGUUUAAAUAUGUUCAAGAACUAUGUACAAUAAACCACUUUUUAUUUACUUA